This is a messenger RNA of Cercopithifilaria johnstoni, 1512 nucleotides long. NCBI's taxonomy places the organism in Eukaryota, Metazoa, Nematoda, Chromadorea, Rhabditida, Onchocercidae. The record is from the annotation of a GenBank genome assembly.
AUGCCAAUAAGAAAUUAUUUUACCGAAAAGAUUUCAACAAUUGCAAAAUCUUUCUAUGAGUAUUUUAUUGGAACUAUCAUGCAAUUUGGAAACGAAAUUGCAUUGAACGAUCCGGAAACAAUGAAAUUUGUUACCUAUUCCGAGUUAAUUAAUCGAUCACAGCAAAUGCUUAGUGCUCUAAUAAGGAUAGGUAUUCAACAUGGUGAUGUAAUUGGUACAUAUGUCGGUAAUUCUUCUGAUUAUAUUACAUUUAUAUUAGCUGCCACUGGUCUUGGAGCUAUUUUGGUACCAUUGAAUCCGGCAUAUAAAAGUUACGAAAUUGAAAAGUAUUUCAAGAAAGCUUCAGUUAAAUGGAUAUUAACAGAAGAGAAGUUAUUGGAAAAAAUUCAACAUUUGGAGAAUAUGGAAGCGAUAAUUUUUUUUUCGUCCGGAACAACUGGAUUACCGAAAGGAAUUCUUUUAAGUCACAAUACACUUAUUGCUAAUGUCGAAUUGAUCCGCAAAACUCAAGGAAUCAAAUGUGGAAAAUAUGAAAUGGUUAGUUUGAAUGGUAUGGACGUGGUAUACGGUGUGUUACCGUAUUUUCACGCUGGUGGUCUGCUUACUGUUUUUGGUCUUUUAGGAUUAGGUGUUCAAAUAAUUAUAAAUCGAAAAUUUGAUGGCAAACAAUUCCUGGAAACGUUAAGCAGUUAUCAGGUGACAACAGCCUUGUUGGUGCCACCAGUACUAAAGUUUCUUGCAGUUACUCCUAAUCUAAAUCUUGAAACAUUCCAUUCUCUAAAACAGAUCUUCGUCGGAUCAGCUCAUGUUAACGAAUCACUUAUCAAAAUGGUGAAACAUCGUUUGCCCAAAACAGAAAUUAUUCAGUUAUAUGGUGCAACAGAAGUUGGUGCUCUUGUUUUCAUGGAGCCAUUAUAUCCGACAGGAAAAGAUGAAAGUUGUGGAAUUUUAUUGCCAGGUGUUGAAUGCAAAAUUAUGAAGUCAUCGAGUAAUGAAGAAUGUAAAGAAAUGGAAAUAGGUGAAAUAUGGCUGAAAACAACAACAAUGAUGCAAGGAUAUCUCGAUAAAACUACCGAUACCGACGAUGCUUUUGUUGACGGAUGGUUUCGAACUGGUGAUUUGGGAUAUUAUGACUUCGAUCAAUUCAUUUACAUAACUGGUCGUAUUAAAGAGAUGAUCAAAGUCCGCGGUUGGCAGGUGUCACCUUAUGAAAUUGAGGAAACAAUCGAAGAAUUAAAGGAUGUUGAAUUAUGCGCAGUGAUUGGUAUUCCCGAUGAAUACAGUGGACAGCUACCAAAAGCUUACAUUCAACUUCGUGAUGGUUGUCAACUGGAUGAAAAUAUAAUUCAUCAACUUCUGAAUACUAAAUUUGCAAGUUACAAGCAACUAAAAGGUGGUAUUCAGUUUAUCAGCAAUAUGCCAAUUAAUAGUGCUGGGAAGAUAUCACGGAGAGAACUGCUGAAAAUGAAUGAAAUAGAAGGUAAAGCAGUUCAAUCAAAAUAUGAUUUGUGA